CUUCCGCACGCUCAGCGCCUGCAGCAUGGAGCGGACGGCGCUGGGGGGGCUGCCGCGGUUCCAGUGCCCCCCGGAUUUCUCCCCGAGCCCCUUCGCCCCCGAGGAGCUGCGGGGCCCCUCCAAGGAGCUGUGGCUGAUCCGAGCGCCCGCUGAUUUCAGCCCGGACAGCCUGGAUGGCUGCGCUGUGCCCCUGGUCGGGUUCCAGACGCUGAAGACAAGGUCUGAUGGGACGCAGCGGGUCUUUGACAUCCACAGUGCCCUGGAGGAGCCGGGCAGCCCCUACCUGCUAGUGUCCUCGACCCGUUCUGGCCAGCUCUCCUGCGCAGCCUCCUUCCACGGCUGCAUGCGCAUCUGCGAGAGAUUUGGGGACCCCAGCAGCAGGAGCCCUGGCCAGGCUGUCGCAGCCAGGCCUGCCCCCCAGGUCCCAGAGGGCCUCCGGCAGCGUUUCCUGCCCUUUGGGGGCAGCCCAAAGCAACAGUGCCCAGAGGCAGCCACGUCCACGCCAGCGACAGAGGUGCUGGGGUCUGCCAGGAAGAAGAAGAAGAAGAAGAAAAAGAGAGUGAAAGAGGAGCCCGUGGAGCUGCUGGUGUCCAUAAAGCAGGAGCCUCCCGAGGAGCCCUGGGGCUGGGGGAGCGGUGAGCCUGGCCCUGAACCCCCCGGAGGGGAGGAUGAUGGCUUGAGGGGGGCAGAGGGGCCCACUCUGGGGCACCUGAGCCCCAAGCACAAGAAGAAGAAGAAAAAGAAACACAAGUAUGAGGCUUUGGAGGGGGCAGUCUGGCCGUGCAAGGCCGAGCUGCCGGACCCCAGCUCCAUAAAGCAGGAGCCUACACACUCCCAGGAGUGAAUGCGGCGAUUGGCUGAAGAUGUGGGGUGGGGACGUCCCAUCACUGCUCUGACCCCUGUGGUGUCUGCCUGCUCCCGAGAUGGGAAUGGCAGCUUCACAUGGGGUGCCCCAGACUGUCUAAAGUGCCAGCGUUCCUCCGUGGGCAUUAGGGGCAUCGGGCCCCCUGCUCCUUCAGGGCCACCCAGCGGUGCCAGUGCCGUGCCUGUCGCCACCGGAACGAGCGGGAGGCCUUGGUGGGUCCAGGCAGAGCAGGACACGUUCUGGGCCGCAGCUGGUGACUGUGUGGCCAGGCUGCUCUCGGUGCACCUGGUGUUUGUGGCGGGUACUGGCUGAACCCUGCUGGCUGCGGGAUCCUGCCCGAGGCUGGGAGGGGCAGCAGGGAGUUGUGUUCUGUCUCUGCCUUCCAUUAUAAAUGCAAGUACACGUGGG
Messenger RNA from Emys orbicularis (European pond turtle), 1273 nucleotides. It is a transcript of the gene POLR1G, whose product is annotated as RNA polymerase I subunit G. The coding region runs from base 26 to 844 and encodes 272 amino acids. Gene Ontology annotation, biological process: transcription by RNA polymerase I. Gene Ontology annotation, cellular component: RNA polymerase I complex. Lineage: Eukaryota; Metazoa; Chordata; Testudines; Emydidae. The transcript is spliced from 3 exons. Gene Ontology annotation, molecular function: RNA binding. The record is from RefSeq and is a predicted model, not a curated record.